This is a messenger RNA of Peromyscus maniculatus bairdii (prairie deer mouse), 557 nucleotides long. It is a transcript of the gene Tomm5, whose product is annotated as translocase of outer mitochondrial membrane 5. Lineage: Eukaryota; Metazoa; Chordata; Mammalia; Rodentia; Cricetidae. Gene Ontology annotation, cellular component: mitochondrial outer membrane translocase complex. The record is from RefSeq and is a predicted model, not a curated record.
ACAGGAAGUGGAGUCUGGCUCAGUUCGGGUGCAAGGCGGCCACUGGAGGAGAGCAAGGUGCAGCGCCUGCCAGCUUUGGAGAAAGAGCCGCAAUGUUCCGGAUCGAGGGUCUCGCGCCGAAGCUGGACCCCGAGGAGAUGAAGCGGAAGAUGCGCGAGGAUGUGAUCUCCUCCAUUCGGAACUUCCUCAUCUAUGUGGCCCUGCUGCGAGUCACUCCGUAUAUCUUAAAGAAGCUGGACAGCAUAUGAGGAUGGGAGUCCCAUGGAUGCAUGGCAUGAAGAGACCUGACGACAGUUUCUCCUCCUGUCUGCAGAUGAAUUGGCCCAGAAAGCUGUAAGACUGAUGCAAUGGACAUAAAAACUCCACUUGUUAAGAACAAGUUGAGCUUUGGGAACCGACCUUCAUAGCUGAAAUAUAAAACUAUUUGAGAAGUGCACAAAAGAUGUCUUGUGUCACAGUGCGCCCUCAGGCCUGUGAUAGCCACCUCUGUGAGUGUUGAUGGAAUUGUCAAAGUGUCGAACUCUAAGGGGUUAGGUCUGAACGGCACUGUCUUGGCA